AUGAGCAAAGCAGCACCUUUCGCUCUUGAACGCCAGGUUAAAAAUAUUCAAUUCCGUAUCCAGCAAAAAAUUAGUAUUGCUGAUGAUGAAAUUGAGCGAUUUUCAGAAGUUUUAACUCAGUAUAAAUCAGAGAUUGUAAGAAAAGAAAAAGAAUUAGAAAGAAUUCAAGGAAAAAUAGAUUCUCUCACUCAAAUAAAGGAUGGAGAAAAGCGAAGAAUGCAAGUAGAUCAUCAAAUGAGGCUUUCUCAAAUGACAUUAAAUCAUCAAUUAUUUAUACAGAAGCUAAGAGAAGAACAAGAAAACGAAAUUAACCGAAUACAAGAUGAAUUUGGAACAAAACUUGAAAAUAUUUCAAAUCUCAUUGAUGGAAGAUUGGAAAGAUCUUAUAAAUCAGUUGAAAAAGAGAUAGAAAUGCUUCGAAAUACAAUUGAUGUUAAUGCUGCAACAUUAUCUCGUACAAAUCGUAAAAAAGAUAAUCUAGAUAUUGAAACUAAAGACCACUGCAAUACUAUUAACAACGGAGUUAUUCUUCAGCUAAGAUCCUAUGCUCAGAAAUGUAAUAAUGAACGUGCUAACAAUUUACUAAUGUCGAGAGCCAAAUUACAAGAAUGUGUUGCACAAAUUGAAGAUAUGGAAAAAGAACACAUUACAGCUCUCAACGAUCGUAAGAAUGCGCUCGAACAUAUAGAUAAGCAGUACGAAAAAGAACUUGCUUCAUUAGCUCAGCAGCACAAUCAUAAGAUUUUGAUGUUGAGUGGACAUUUAACAGAAACACAGAAAAGAAUGCAGAUUCUCAGAAAAGCUGCACAUAACUUAGAGCAGAGCAAUGAGCAGCAGCUGCAUGAGACCAUGAAAGAGAUAGAUAUGAUGCCUUCUCCAGUUCAAAAUGAUCAAGAUUACGAAAUACUUGGCGAAGAGCAAAAGAAUGGAGAAGAGUUAGAGAAAAAGAGAAGUAUUCUCAAGAUGGAAUUAAGGAAGAAAGAAGAGCUUUUAGAUGAAGUUCGAAAUGAAAACAGUAAGAUACGAAAAGAUAUAGCUGCUGUAAGUCAUCAGGUUCGUAUGGGAGCCAGAAAGGCUCAAUUCGGAAUUUAA
Molecule: messenger RNA, 1092 nt
Organism: Trichomonas vaginalis G3
Lineage: Eukaryota; Parabasalia; Trichomonadida; Trichomonadidae
Exons: 1
Coding region: 1-1092 (363 amino acids)
Source: RefSeq, a predicted model, not a curated record